AUGGCGCGGGAGAGGCCUCCCGGGAGGGGCUGCGGCGCCCUGCGCCGGUGUGUGCUCGGCGCCGCGCUGCUGCUCGGCCUGCGGCUGUGCGCGGAGCUGCGGCCCUCCGGGUCCCGACCCCCGGCCCGCAGCGCCCCGCCGGGUCCGGCUCCCCGGCCGCCGGGGCCGCACCUGCCGCCCGCGCCCGGCCCACCCCGCGGCGCCAGCAGGAGGCAGGUGACCUACGUGCGCAGCGGGCGCCGCGCGCCUCCGGAGGGCGGCGGGAGCGGGACGCCGGAGCCGGGCUGCUGUGCCCCGCGCGGGCAUCCCCGCCGGAAGGGUCCCCGGUGGCACAUAGAUCUGCAGCCGUGGGCGGGCCCUGCUCAGUCCCUGGAUGAAGAGGUCUUGAGGUUCCUGAGCUACAUCAGCACCCCUCAGAUUGCAUGCAAUCACAUGAGCACAGACAGCCUAGCUACUGACGCCAGCCCUGCAAAGAAGCCCUGGUCAGUCUGUCUUGAUGACAGGUUUGGCUUAGCGCAUCAAAUCCACAACAAGCAAUGCCGCCUCUACUCUUUAGGGCUGGGGAGUGACGAUACACAGUUUGAGGUUAGCUUGGCCAACAGUGGAUGCGAAGUCCAUCGUUUUGAUCCUAGCGUGAAGUCGGCUCAUCUUCUGAAGAGUCGGCGCCUCUGGUAUCACCGCUUGUCCAUCGACUGGCGGGACCCACACCCAGCUGUGGCGGCCCAAAACCCGCAUAGCAACACCAGAAAGCUGGGCACCAUUUUGAAUGAAUUUGGGCAUCACAAGAUUGAUGUUCUCAAAGCAGAUCUGGAGAGUGCAGAAUGGAAAGUUUUAGAAAACCUUAUUCUGGAAGAUGUCCUGGAACAAAUUGGACAGCUCACCUUUGCGAUUCACCUCCACUGGCCCGGUUUUGAGGUCAGUGGCGGCGACAGCAGUGUCGUGCGAUUCUGGUACAGCCUCCUCAAGGAGGUAGAACUAAAGGGCUUCAGGCUUUUUCAUAGUUACAAAGAUUUGUCUAAACCCCAGCUGUUCCUGAAGAAGGACAUUUUCAAUGCAAGUAGCUGUUAUACUCUGAGUUGGGUGAAUACAAGGUGGACCUAGGGUGCCAGACCUCAUCAAGAGCUCGGGGACGCAGCUGCAGAAUGAGGCAUGUCCGGCGUGCUAACGAUUGGUGUCCUGUCCCGCCUCCUCCCACUAGCCUGUCAGCUGCUCUGGGCCGGGGUUGUGUGAUUGCCUGUGGCAGGGACACACUCAACACCUGUGGUUGGGAUGGACACAGGGGUGCCACCGGGGUCCAUCUCCAUCGUCCAAAGCCCAGGCCUUUCACCCGUUUGCCUCUGGCAGAGCGGGGAUGCUUGUCCUUUUUCAUUAUAACUGGGAGGAUAACCCCCACUCAUUUGUUUUCCCUAAAAUCCACUAUAUAUCUAAAAUCCAUGAAUUCACCAACAUGAAAAAGAAAUUACAUCAAAUUUCCUUUUUUCCUGGGUUGAUGAGAUUCUUAAGUUUGUAGCUAACUGGGUAACAUAGGGCCUUCCCCUUGACUUUCGCUCCCCCUCUUUCAAGGUUGUUCUUGUUCAGCUGGUCCGCGACGUUCUUUAGGACCUUGUAGAUUUCAGCCAUUCGUCUUCAGCCUUUGUGGAGGCCGUGCUGUGGCUUUAGAAGCACCCCUGAUUCUGGUUUCUGGGGACUCAGACACACCAAAGUCUGUCACUGAGUUUAAAAGACUAGACUGUCAAGAACUUGAACUCAGGAUCUUUUCAUACUCAGCCUUAAAUCCCCUUCUGCUCCUGCGAACUAAGCACAAAGCAGAAUUUGGGUGUCUGUGCUAUUGUCUCCACUGACUUCAAACCUGAUUUCUCAACCACAGCCUUGCUUAUGCUGUCAAAUCUUUUUUUUUUUUUUUUAACACAUUAUGUCAAAGAUUAAGUGAGUUUUUCUCUACUGCCAGUGGGCAUUUGUUAGAAGACUGCGGCCUAAGAGCCUAAGUCUGUCUCUUUCCUGAGAUGCUUACAUUGGGUUUCAGUAACCCCAGUCCUUUCUAUAUUUUUAAAAAUUAAACAGGAAAUGUAGAUUUUCAGUAGAUCAAGUGAUCUCCAUCAUUUUUAUUUAUGGGAUUAGACAUUUACCCCCAUGAAUGAUUUUCAAAAAGUCUACUUCAAACAAGUCAAUAGUUAGCAUAAAAAUAAACCAAAUUAUUACCUUAUUAUAAAUUAAGUAUAUUUUCUGGCUUUUUUUUUUAACAUCACAAGAGAGCAAGAAAACUAUAGACUCAUUGUCCAAGAAACUUGGGGAGAGAGUAGAAUGCUGGUUGCUACUAGACUUUAUUCCUUUUCCCACCUUUUUACCGCCUUCUACCCCAGAUGUUCCCUGGGUUGGCUUUUUAUUUCUUGCAGUGGUUUGAAAAUACCAUGCCCUCAAGUGAGAAACCAAAAUAUAGUAGAGUUAGAUGAUCUUACUGACUUCAGUUCAAAAGGGAACAAGACUUUCUGAAUUUUUAAAAGUACAAAUAAGCUUUUUAUUUUAAAAUGCACUGUACAUUAGUAAAAGUCAUUGAGAUGGGAGCUUAAAAUAGCAGCUAAGUUGCUCUCUAUGUCCAUGGGCAUCUCAAAAGCACAAAGGGUCCAUGAAAAACUCUGAAAAGCCUGUGUCACAGCCUCUAAAACAAAGUUACCUUUAGUCCACUUCCUGCUUGGAUUGUAUCACAGAUCCUCUCUUUUAUUUUUUUAAUUAAAAUUUUAUACAGUGAAGUCUAUACGAUAAACCUUUUUAUACAUUAAACCUUGUGAGCCUUCUUCUA
Messenger RNA from Neogale vison (American mink), 2797 nucleotides. It is a transcript of the gene METTL24, whose product is annotated as methyltransferase like 24. NCBI's taxonomy places the organism in Eukaryota, Metazoa, Chordata, Mammalia, Carnivora, Mustelidae. The record is from RefSeq and is a predicted model, not a curated record. The coding region runs from base 1 to 1101 and encodes 366 amino acids. The transcript is spliced from 5 exons.